This is a messenger RNA of Notothenia coriiceps (black rockcod), 542 nucleotides long. It is a transcript of the gene rps5, whose product is annotated as ribosomal protein S5. The transcript is spliced from 5 exons. The record is from RefSeq and is a predicted model, not a curated record. Gene Ontology annotation, molecular function: structural constituent of ribosome; RNA binding. NCBI's taxonomy places the organism in Eukaryota, Metazoa, Chordata, Actinopteri, Perciformes, Nototheniidae. The coding region runs from base 100 to 498 and encodes 132 amino acids. Gene Ontology annotation, biological process: translation.
CACCGGAAGUAACCCGCAAUUUCACCGGAUAUCUGCAAGCGCCGCCUGGAAAAGGCCCUUUUCCGUCUCUGAGAAGUGUGGUACAGAACGGCAGACACAAUGACUGAGUGGGAAACUGCCCCAGCUGUGGCUGAGUCCCCAGAGAUCAAACUCUUCGGCAAGUGGAGCACCGACGAUGUCCAGAUCAAUGACAUCUCCCUGCAGGAUUACAUUGCUGUGAAAGAGAAGUAUGCCAAGUACCUGCCUCACUCUGGAGGACGUUAUGCGGCCAAACGUUUCCGUAAGGCCCAGUGCCCCAUUGUGGAGCGUCUGACCAACUCCAUGAUGAUGCAUGGCCGCAACAACGGCAAGAAACUGAUGACAUGUCGCAUCGUCAAGCACGCCUUCGAGAUCAUCCACCUGCUGACAGGAGAGGUAUGCAUAGUGCUCGGUUCAUCUAACUCCUACGCCAUCAAGAAGAAGGACGAGUUGGAGAGAGUUGCCAAGUCCAACCGUUAACAUGUUUUCUUUCUACCAAAACAAAUAAAUUUGAAGAAAUUCCA